Molecule: messenger RNA, 962 nt
Organism: Suillus fuscotomentosus
Lineage: Eukaryota; Fungi; Basidiomycota; Agaricomycetes; Boletales; Suillaceae
Product: opioid growth factor receptor conserved region-domain-containing protein
Exons: 4
Coding region: 166-906 (246 amino acids)
Cellular component (GO): membrane
Molecular function (GO): opioid growth factor receptor activity
Source: RefSeq, a predicted model, not a curated record
CCGGCCUAAUCCAGGGCUUUUUGAGUUGACUCCGAUUGAGACACCGGGCGCAUAGAUAAGAUUUCUCGAUUUCCUAUUUCGGUGCAAGAUCACCUUCGCCGGCACCUUUCACAGCUCCCCUGGGUAAAGUUGGAGAUCUCAGGUUAUAAAACCCCAUUGAAUUCCAUGUCACUUCCGCGCGAUAUCCGUGCAUUUCUCUCUCAUUACCACGGUCAAACGGAUGACUCGCAAGCUUUAGAUAAUCUACUGUUUUACCAAAAUCGUCUGCGCUGCCAGCCAGACGAUCUUUUGAUCAGCGAGAUACACCAGAGCUGGCGCAAAGACUAUAAUCAACUGGAGUACAACCAUGGUUAUAUCCAAUGGGUCUUCCCCAUCCGGGAGAACGGAAUGAAUUUCGAAGCGCAAGCUCUCCAACUACACGAAGCUACGGCGAUGAAGGAAGAUUCUGAUGUCAUCGAGCGCAUCAAGGCCUCUUAUGAGUUGAUGUUGGAUUUCUAUGGCAUGUGCCUGGUGAACUUCGAGACUGGUCUCGUUGGACGCUCAGAAGGCUACAAAACCCGGUACCAGAACCUCUUGCAAGCUCCUCAUAACAACCUUCGGAUCACACGGAUCCUCAAGUGUCUGUCGGAAAUGGACCUGGAGCAUCUGAACGCCGGUUUCCUACUACAUGUCCUCAAUGAACAAAGCGAGCACAAACAGUUAAAUACCAGCCUACUACGGGAUAGCAUGGAUAGAUGGUGGGCUAACUGCUUGAGGAAUAAAGCGGAUCGGGAGUGGAUCGGACUUACAAUAAAGAAGGGGAGGAACGGCGAGACGUUCAGCAGAGAGAAGUACGAAGCCAGUCUGCAGAGGCGAAAGGAAUCAGGAUCCAUUGCGGAACCGCAACUUGAAUGUACUGAUGCGUAGCAGGUACUUUAUGUUUGCACUGUGCAGAAUGACACGAAACUGAAUUACAUCAAAAA